Prunus mume (Japanese apricot) is the source of this 1750-nucleotide messenger RNA. RefSeq names its product nuclear matrix protein (gene AUG7). Gene Ontology annotation, cellular component: HAUS complex. Gene Ontology annotation, biological process: spindle assembly; microtubule organizing center organization. Gene Ontology annotation, molecular function: microtubule minus-end binding. Lineage: Eukaryota; Viridiplantae; Streptophyta; Magnoliopsida; Rosales; Rosaceae. The record is from RefSeq and is a predicted model, not a curated record.
ACUCUUCUUCUUCUUCUUCUUCCUCCCUAGAUAUUCUCACCAACCAAACAACAAGCUACCUUCAUCUUCUCGCUAGAUAUUCUCUCCAACUAAAGAUGGAAGAUACAGAGACUACCAAUGGUAUGGGAAUCAUGGAUGAGGAGUUUGUUGUAGUUUCAAUGGAUGGUGUUUCAUAUACCAAUGGGUCGUGUUUUCACCCGUUUCACCCACUUUACCCGCUUCAGCCUUUUAAAAAAUAAACAAUAUUUUUUAGCACAUUGAAAAAAAAAAAAAUUGAAAUCUUUAAAUACAUCUUACACAUUGGAAAAAGAAAAAAGAAAAAAAAAAAAAGAAGACAACAUGAGUCUCAAAUUGACCUUGAGCGAUCCCCAUUUCUCCCUCUUGUGAUGAUUUUGGAUCUCAGCUGAAGUGUUUGGUUUAGUGUUUGAGUUAGAAAUGGCAGCGAGACAAAUGGAAGAGAUACAGAGGAAGCUGGCGAUGCUGAAUUACUCGAGAGCCAAUGCGCCUGCUCAGUCUCUCCUCUUCGCCGGCAUGGAACGCUAUGCUCUUCUCGAAUGGCUGUUCUUCCGCUUGUUGGGGGACAAGUCACCCUUUUCUCAACAGAGUCUUCAAGGGGACGCCAUGGAUCGUGACGAAGAGACUGCUCGCAUCCAAUAUUUGGCAGAGAUUGCAAAGUUUUUGGGUAUUACUACUACUGUAGACACAGAAGCUAUCCAAGGACGAGGAAGCUAUGAAGAUCGCACUGAAAUGCUUCGUCUUAUUGUAGAUCUUGUGGAAGCGAGCAUUUAUGCUGAUAAUCAAGAAUGGAGUAUCGAUGAGCAGGUAGCAAAGGACAUACAACUGAUUGAUUCCAUUGCUGAGAGACAAGCUCAAAUAUUCUCCGAGGAGUGCAAAUUAUUCCCUGCUGAUGUUCAAAUUCAGUCCAUAUAUCCAUUGCCUGAUGUUUCUGAAUUGGAAAAAAAGCUUUCAGAACAAUCAAAGAUACUCUUAAGUCUUCAACAGAAGGUUGACGAUUUGGCAUCAAAGCAUGCAUACAACCCAGAUGAGGAUUAUGCAGAGGUGGAGUCCAGAUUGCGUGCACAUUUGGAAUCUUUCCUAGAAACUGCAAGAUCAUUCAAUACGAUUUACACUAAGGAAAUACGUCCCUGGACACACAUGAUGGAGGUACCCCAGCUCCAUGGGUUUGGGCCAGCUGCCAAUCGCUUGUUAGAGGCAUACAAGAUGCUUUUAAAGUUCCUAGGGAACUUGAGAAAUCUUAGAGACUCCCACGCAGCUCUUGCGGUCGGAUCAUCUGACUCAGUUGCGGGUGAGCCCUCGUCUGUCACGAGAAUAAUCUCUGAAUGUGAAUCUGCAUUGACAUUCUUAAAUCGUGACCUUGGAAUUCUCUCGGCUUCCAUUGCUCGUGAGCAAGGUGGGCAAGUGAAUUUGUAACAAAAUUAUUAUAGUCAUUGGGAGGAAGGCCAUGAAUUCAGUCUCUUCCUCAUCUUCUGGGAAUGCAGAUGUAUGUUAUGAAAAUGUAGUUUAUUUGUGUUGCAUGAAAGCGAACUAAAUGUAAUAUCGAUUAUGAGUUCAUAUUGUCAACCAUGAUAGUCUUUUGUGCGUUGAUCUCUCACCAUGUUCAUUUGACUAAGAGUGGAAUUUAUGGAAGCAGAAAAUCAAAUGUUUGUUUUCAUUUUGAGCACGGAUUUUUCUGGUCCAAGAUUAGUGAUGGCUUGAUUAGAAUUGUUAAGCACGGGCCGGCCCAACAAUG